CCUUCCCCUUCCGAGCUCAUCAAAUCGCACAGCGUCACUCAGUGCGCGACUCUCGUUUCAGCUGCUCGCUCCGUCUCUCGUCUCUCUUGUCUCAGAGUACUGUUAUCUUUUGGCUCUUUACUUUGGGGUUGAUGUUUGGAGAUUUCUUAAAAGGCAUCCGCAUGCAGGCAGCUUAUGCUCGUACUUUCUCUUGUGUGGGUUGUCAUUCUCUUAGGCUAAGAAACUUGUGUUCUCUAUCAACAUCUUCUCGCCUUGUAGGAGCUGGGAACUUUCAGCAUAGAGAACAAUGUGAGGGCCAUACAAGAUUGGAUGGUUUUGAUAUUCUUAUUUCUAAAGCUAGCAAAGGUAGUAGCGAUGAUGAAAUUUUUCAGUCUCUUGUCAAUGACCGAGCAUGUGAUGGUAUAAAUGUGUCUCACGACCUAAUUGAGGUAUUGCUCCAUCGAUUUAAGGAUAAUUGGAAAUCUGCAUUUGGAAUUUUCAAAUGGGCUAGUUUGCAUUCUGGCUUUAGACACUCACCUGAAACAUAUGAUAUGAUGGUUGAUAUAUUAGGUAAAAUGAAGCAAUGGGGCAAGGUGAGGGAUCUCCUAGAAGAAAUGAACCAGGGAAGUCUCAUCACUCUCAAUACUAUAGCUAAGGUAAUGAGAAGGUUUGCAGGUGCAGGGCAAUGGGAAGAUGCUGUUAGGAUAUUUGAUGAAAUAGAAACUCUUGGAUUGGAGAAAAACAUAGAGUCCUUGAACUUGUUGAUUGAUACCCUCUGCAAAGAGAACAAUGUGGAGCAAGCUCGUGCCAUCCUCCUGAAUCUGAAGCAGCACAUUUCACCAAAUGCUUACACGUUCAACAUUUUCAUUCAUGGAUGGUGCAAAGUUAGGCGUGUAGAUGAGGCACAUUGGACCAUCCUGGAGAUGAAAGGACAUGGCUUUUGUCCUAGUGUUAUAAGCUACACGACCAUUAUCCAAUGCUAUUGUCGAGAACAGAAUUUUAAUAGGGUUUAUGAGCUCCUUGAUGAAAUGCGAGCUCAAGAUUGCUGUCCAAAUGUGAUCACUUUUACAGGUAUCAUAUUUGCACUCGCAAAGGCAGAAAAAUUUGAGGAAGCUUUGCAAAUGGCUGAAAGGAUGAAAUCUCUUGGAUGUAGGCCUGAUGUACUUUUCUACAAUUCCUUGAUUUAUACGCUGGGCAGAGCAGGCAGAGUAUAUGAUGCCACUUAUGUAUUCAAAGUGGAGAUGCAUAGUGCUGGUCUUACCCCAAAUACUUGCACCUAUAAUACAAUGAUUUCCAUGUUUUGUGAUCAUGCACAACAAAUUAAGGCCUUUGAACUGCUCAAGGAGAUGGAAGAUUCAGGACUUUGUAAGCCUAAUACUCAGUCUUACCAUCCAUUGAUCAAAUCAUGCUUUAAAGCUGGAAUCAUAGACAGUUGUUUGAAUGAUAUACUGGAUUACAUGGUCGAUAGGCAUAAUCUUUGUCUUGAUAUUUCUACAUACACACUUAUAAUUCAUGGGCUUUGUAGAGCAGGAAAAUGUGAGUGGGCUUACUCAAUAUUUGAGGAGAUGAUUGAUCGUGGCUUAGUGCCUAGACACAGAACUUGCCGUUUAUUGUUGGAGGAAGUUAAACUGAAAAAUAUGUAUGAAGCUGCUGAGAAAAUUGAAGAUGUCAUGAAGAAACUUUAAUGAGUUUCACUUUUUGUU
Messenger RNA from Neltuma alba, 1682 nucleotides. Its product is annotated as pentatricopeptide repeat-containing protein At3g04130, mitochondrial-like. The coding region runs from base 132 to 1664 and encodes 510 amino acids. Lineage: Eukaryota; Viridiplantae; Streptophyta; Magnoliopsida; Fabales; Fabaceae. Gene Ontology annotation, molecular function: protein binding. The record is from RefSeq and is a predicted model, not a curated record. The transcript is spliced from 2 exons.